Messenger RNA from Esox lucius (northern pike), 3242 nucleotides. RefSeq names its product ATPase family AAA domain containing 1b (gene atad1b). Gene Ontology annotation, molecular function: ATP hydrolysis activity; ATP binding. The transcript is spliced from 10 exons. The record is from RefSeq and is a predicted model, not a curated record. The coding region runs from base 540 to 1640 and encodes 366 amino acids. Gene Ontology annotation, cellular component: mitochondrial outer membrane. NCBI's taxonomy places the organism in Eukaryota, Metazoa, Chordata, Actinopteri, Esociformes, Esocidae.
AAAAAAAAUAAAAAAUGCAUAUUCAUAUCACAGUUAAUGCGUAGUUGACCUAACAGCAUACUACGUGUUUUCGGACUGUUUCUGGCCUUGGUAAAAUGAAUGAGUCAUUCCUAAACCUGUAGAAUCAUUUGAAUGUUCACGCUUUUAACUGAGCAUGCAAUGCUCACGACGAACUUCUAUGUGCAAGCAUAUGCUUUGAGACAAACCAUCUGAAUUAGUGGCAAGCAGGGUGACAAAAUAACAGACUGACAUUUUGCUGAACAACUAAAAGGGCAUCAUCAUAAUUUCCCCAAUUCUGCCAGGUUAUUCCAACCUCAUAGUGUGGGAAAUGUGUAUGAAACAUAGGAGAUACCAUUUUUGGAGAGGACUGGGCUUUAAGGAAUGGAAUAUUAUUGUAGAAUCCUGCCUCUGAGGUUCACAACAUUGAAUUGAAACAAUAACAUAACUUGGUGUAUUCGUCUUCCCUUGCAGAACAAGACCGGCAUGGUAUUAGCCAGUCCAGGGUGGUUUAGGGUGGGAGGGAUAGUAUUACAUCAAAGAUGGUGUUGAAAGAGAUUCCAACAGAAGGUAUUACCCGGCCCUUAGGGCGAAAUGAAGUCAUUGGUUUACUCUUCAGGCUGACCAUCUUUGGUGCAGUUACCUACUUCACCAUAAAGUGGAUGGUUGAUGCCAUUGAUCCCACAAGAAAACAGAAAAUGGAAGCACAGAAACAGGCAGAGAAACUCAUGAAGCAAAUCGGUGUGCAGAAUGUCAAGCUGUCAGAGUACGAGAUGAGCAUUGCAGCUCAUUUGGUGGACCCAUUGACCAUGCAGAUCACAUGGAGUGAUAUUGCUGGUCUAGAUGAAGUCAUCACUGAGCUGAAAGACACAGUGAUCCUUCCUAUUCAGAAGAGACACUUGUUUGAGGGGUCGAGACUGCUUCAGCCACCAAAAGGGGUGCUGCUGUACGGACCACCUGGCUGUGGGAAGACGCUGAUUGCCAAAGCGACGGCCAAAGAAGCUGGCUUCCGCUUCAUCAACCUGCAGCCUUCCACCCUCACAGACAAGUGGUAUGGAGAGUCCCAGAAACUGGCUGCUGCGGUCUUCUCUCUAGCUCUGAAGCUCCAGCCCUCAAUCAUCUUCAUAGAUGAAAUAGACUCUUUCCUAAGAAGCCGCUCCAGCUCUGACCACGAGGCCACAGCCAUGAUGAAGGCUCAGUUUAUGAGCUUGUGGGAUGGGCUGGAUACUGACUAUAACUGCCAGGUCAUCAUAAUGGGGGCCACUAACCGUCCACAGGAUCUCGACUCUGCCAUUCUGAGGAGAAUGCCCACAAGAUUUCACAUAAAUCAGCCUAAUUUAAGGCAGAGGGAAGAAAUCUUGAAACUCAUACUGGAAAAUGAAAAUGUGGAGACCAGUGUUGACUUUGUUGAAAUAGCAAAGGAGACGGAUGGAUUUUCAGGGAGUGACCUCAGGGAGAUGUGUCGGGAUGCUGCUCUGCUCUGUGUGCGGGAUUUUGUCCAUAACACCCAUGCCAAUGACAGUCAAGACGAAGAUGCCAUCCGGUCCAUUCAGCAGCAGGACAUGCAGAGGGCCAUACAGAAGAUGAGGAAGUCCAAGUCUGCAGGGGGACAGACUGUACUGAUGCAUGCUGCUCUGGAUUGACUCUGGAUGUGCAAAGUAGAACUAUCAAGCCUAUGGCUCUGUUUUCUUUAUCUUCUCUUUAUAAAGACUACGGAUGGAGAGAAAUAAAUGUAAUGUCUAUCAUAGUCUGACUGAUAGACAUGGUCAUCAUUUGUUAUUAUUUAAGGACAUUUGAUUUAGAGGAUUAAAAUGUUUGUGUCAAGGCAAUUUAUUAUGGCUUUUACAUUAUACUUAUUAUAUUGGCAUAUGUUGUUGUACAGUAUGUGUGUCAUCUCAACAAAGGUCUGCAAAAUAUAGGCACAGUUUUAGAUCCUUUCAAGUUGGACUGUACACAUUUUCCUCCUCAUUACACACACAGCAAUACUGACUUUAACCUUUAACCUUCCAUCCAUUUUAUCUGAGAUCAUCAAAUGUUGCUUUGUUUGGAACUUUGUUUUAGGGCUAUUCUGAAUUGUAAAUCUUCAGGAAAGCUUUUUUGACGAGCUGUGUAUCAAACUAGUUGUAGGAGCCAUUUCAUGUAUUGUAUUGCCUAGUUGUUUUGGCAUGUCACUCUUCCAGGGCACUAGGUGUCAGUCACGUUUAUGUCACGAGGUGGGUGUUUUGUGAUAAAUGGCCAGGUGUGGGAGGUUUGACUUGUUCUUGGUUAUGGGAGCUUAUGGUUUCUUACCGAUAUCACCAUGAUACUUUACAGCUACCACUACCGGAUUAUUUUCUCUCUGAAUCAUCACUGAGCAGUACAGUAACAAUAUCAAAGUCAUUUGUUAAAACUUUAUGAAAUGGAACAUCAAACUAAAUCAUGGCUUGAAUUGAUUUAAUACGCGUAAUGGGACAAGCAUCACUAUAACCAAUUAACGAAGUGGCUAAUUGACAUUUAGGCUAGGAUAGUCACUACACUAGUAUAACAUCAUUAAUAAAAUGUGCCACUUUUACUCCAUCCCUUCACUAUUAGAUUAUGCAAUGAGUGGUUUUCAGAAUGUCUGAAUUUUUAAUGAAAUCAUGUUUUGUCAUGCUGAAUAACAGAAAGAACAAUUAACAUUUUAAUCGAAAGUCAAUUGUUGCUGUGGAUGUUGUGAAAUGACCAUGCCAGAUGUAACGAUGCUUGAGUAAAGUUUACAGUGACAUGGCCUUCCAUUUUCUUGGUUCUAGAAUAUCUAAGAUAUGUAACAUUAUGAGCUGCUCAUGUUAUGUAUUCACUUAUUAUUGAAGUGUACUUGUUUUUUAAAAUGUUAAUAGAUCCACAUACCUGUGUUACAGGUAGUGUCUGUUCUUUAUUAUUUUCACAUGACAAACAGCCAGUAUCUCCUACAAGUAAUAGCUUUUAGUACUUUGAAAUUGUGUGGUUACCAAUUCAUAGUUUAUUUCUACCGCCAUUAUUUAGUUUAACGGGUUGGGAUUUGUGGAAAAUGUUUUAUUAUGGAACUUUGGUUUUUAUAAAAUAAGCUUGAUUUGUUUUUUAUUAAAUAGAAUGUGAAAAUGUUAAAUGGUAUUGUUGAUCCUUUCCUAAGUUUAAAUAAUAUAUUUAAAAAUUGUAUUGUCAACUGUUUUGUUUGUGAACAACACACAGCUGAUGCGCCUUUUUCUCUGAAUUCUGGUGUCUGCUAAAAUAAAGAAAACCAAGAAAUA